Messenger RNA from Fundulus heteroclitus (mummichog), 3254 nucleotides. Its product is annotated as ensconsin. Gene Ontology annotation, cellular component: microtubule cytoskeleton. The transcript has 14 exons. The record is from RefSeq and is a predicted model, not a curated record. NCBI's taxonomy places the organism in Eukaryota, Metazoa, Chordata, Actinopteri, Cyprinodontiformes, Fundulidae. The coding region runs from base 394 to 2226 and encodes 610 amino acids. Gene Ontology annotation, biological process: microtubule cytoskeleton organization.
UAACACGAAACUAAAGCAGAGCAGCUCACAAGGGUGAGAUCAUUGAAAGGGGGAGUAACCCAUUAAUGGACCAGAAUCACUGAGGCUCAGGAUCCAGACAUUUAUCAACCUAGAGGAAGUAUCUUACUGUGGAGAUAAGAUACGGAGGGGAAAAAAUCCCCCAGAUCAUUGGGCAGGCUUAUGACUGCAUGUUUUGUUGCCUUGCUUUGCUCUCCAUUCCUUUACGAGGCACAGAUGGACAAGCAGCUGAUGCAGGAGGCAGUUUUCCUCUCUGCGCACUCAUGCUAGGACCCGAAGGCAUCUUGAAAUAGAAAUUCAAAGGAGGAGGAGGAGGAGGACAGAAAGGAGGGAGAAGUGGGGUUGGGAGGGGGGGACUUGACAGAGAGCACUGCUAUGCCAGGCUCAAUACCUAGCAUGGCUGUACAGAAGAAGAAGAGUGUCAUCCCUCCACCGCAGGGACCACUUUCUACAUGUACCAUCAAGAGCCAAAGGGUUGGAAACAAAUCCGAAGGAAGAGGGGAGAAUGGCUCUAAUGUCAAACCAAGCCCACAAGCAAAGAACACAACCAGCUUUGCCAACAAGUCCAUCCAAAUCUGCAACAACGUUACCCCGAGGGUCUCUGCAGCUGGUAACGGACUGAACGUCGACGAAAGGCUCAGGGCAGCGCGAGAAAGAAGAGAAGAGCAGCAGAAGCUGUUCGUCUCACGGGAGCUGAGCCGCCUGGAGCGGGAACAGCGGGCCAGGCGUUACUAUGAGCAACAACUACAGGAGCGAAGGAAGAAACUCCUGGAGCAAAGGCUCAAAGAGGAGAGGAGGCGUGCGGCUGUGGAGGAGAAACGCAAGCAGAGGCUAAGAGAGGAAAAAGAACGAAAUGAAAGUGCUGUGCGCAGGACAAUAGAGAGGAGCCAAAAGGCCCAGCAGCACCUCAGUCAAAGCUCAAGAGGCAGGAGGCCCACUAAGAACGCUCCACGUCGCUUGCCUCUGACAACAUGGGAGAGGAAUCUGGUCAGUCGCCUCCUCACCCCUACAUGCUCUUAUCUGGCUAGAAGCAAGAGUGCUACUUGUAGGUCAGGAGAAGAAGUUGUCCAUGUUUGUCGCCGUGCAGCUUCAUGCCUCCCAACGACCGCCAUCCCAUCCCCCGCCAUCAUCACACCCAAACUCCAACAUCAGUCCCUUUCAGUCCGCCGCAGGCCGCCUGCCUCACCUUGUUCCAGUGACACCCAGCAAAGAAGCAUCAGCCCCGCACAGAUCAAACUAAUAAGACAACAAGAAACCACGAGGAAGAUCGCCAACAGUGGCUCUGCCAAACGAUCCCGCGUCGCCGUUGACAACAACGCGAAGGGAUCCAUCUCCCGUCAGAGCAGGAAAGCCUCCCCGUCACCAGAACGGAGCCCCAGAAGGUCACUCAGCAAACACUCGACCCCGCUGCGUCUCGAGCUCCCAGCUGUUCCCGAGGAGGAUGCUCCUGCUUGCGGCCCGCCCCUCUCUGCUGGUAACACACGGCCUGUCACUGAAGCAGACAGAGGUCAACAAGCGACGCCGAGAAAGGAAAAUCUCCUGGGGACGCCACGUUCAAAGCUGCCUGACGCGCAGAGAGACGGCUCACCCAGAAGAGCAGAAGAUGGAACUCCCCAGCCUCCAGAGGUCAUUUUCCGUCUUUCGGCUGGUACUACGGACCCAAAAGAGGCCUCGCGACUACUGGCUGAGAAGAGGAGAGAGGCCCGAAUCCAACGGGAGAAAGAGGAGCAGGAGCGUUUGCAGCGAGAGGAAGCUGAAAGGCUGAACCGCGCCGAACGGGAGCGCAGGCGGGCCGAGGAGCAGGCCUUGCAGGAGGCCGAGGUGCAGCGUCUCGUGGAGGAGAAGAGGCGCAGGGAGGAGGAGGAGCAAAGGAGAGCUGAGGAAGAGAGAGCUCAGGCAAUGAAGGAGGCCGCCCUUCUGCAGAAGCAGAGAGAGGAGGAAGCUGCUAAAGAGAGAGCUCGAGCUGAACAAAUGAAGCAGGAGCGAGAGAUGGCUGCACAGAAAGAGGAGGCGGCGCGCCAAGCGAGGAAAAAGCGGCUUGAGGAGAUCAUGCGGAGAACCAGAAGAACAGAUUCCCCAGAUAUGGUGCGAUUUACCGACUCUCAUCUCGGCUUUUUUUUAAAAACAGCACACGGCCUCGGGUCUCUGGUGACGCACAUUCAGUUUGGCCUCACAAAAAAAGCCCUUCUAAUGCUUGAUAUCUUUUGAUCACAGAAAUUCGUGUCGGCGAGGACCUUGCCAAAGGAAAACACGGAGCCUCCGCACAACGGCACAAUAGAGGAUGCCGUCAAGAUGGCGGUGGGGACUAAAACGGCGCCGCUCGGGUUAGGCAACGAGGACGACGCGGUACCUGCCGUGGCCUUCAAGGAACGCAGAUCCCUCAGAGCGCUUUCUGGCCUGGAGGAAAUCCAGACCAAACAAAGAGCAGAAGUCAUCUGAGCUCCUCCUGGGGCGUCCAGGAAAGCCGCCAGUGCUGCGAUUCGUCUGCAAAGCUACUAAAGUCACUACAGCACAGCCAUUCUGCUUCUCUGCAGCGCCUUGAAAGAGCAUGUAACAUUACAGCUUUGCCUCUCAGUGAGGACGUCUCCAGUAGCCAGCAGCACAAGUAUCCGGCAAAGUUACGCCACAAUCAUGUUCUUCACAGCAGGGUUUGAAUCAAAGAUGUGUAGCCGUGCUCCCCUGCUGUUUGCUAGCGGACACAGCUAAUCAGUUUAAAGGAAUAGCCAUUUUAUCAAUAAGAACUUAUUGUCCAGUUAUUUUUGCUUAAACCUAUUGCUGCUUACUCAGCACUUUUUCUUAACUACUUUUUUUUUUUUCUUUCCUCAGUGGAGCUUGAAUAAAUCAAGAUGCAGUUAGCACUAAACAUGCUGUUAAACUUACAAUCUUAAUUGUGUACCUUUUGUAAAAUACAGCGACCGCAUAUAAAAGCUGCUAUAAUGACAUCGUUUCCAAAGAUACGCUUUAACUAUGUGUUUACAGUGUUUUAGAGGUAAGGAUGCACAACGCCUUUUUGUUUCGUUUUGUUUUUGCAGUACCGGUUGCUUUAAUUGCCUGCAAUAGCGUCCCAGAGCAAAAUCUUGUGGCUGCAGGUUAAAUGGGUGUUAAACAGUAAAUGCAUAAAAAAAUGUGACUUAAACUUGAUCCUAUACCUUCAGUAAUGUUCUAGACCAUCACAGGUUAGCUUUAAAAAUGUUAGAAUAUAUGGCACAUAUGAAUAAAGCUGAUGCCACAUUUCA